AGGUAGGCGUAGUUCAAGCAGAGGUAAGAGAAAAAACAACCGCUAUAGUACUAGGUAAACUAACCGACAAGAACCGAGAAGUCUUUAUGUCCCUACUUCCAACGGUUACGAACGCCCGGAAGGCCGGCGCGGACCUGCAGAGCUUGCGGCAAAUUGUGGAAAAGUUGGAAGCCUUCAAGUCCGUAGACGAUGCGGACGACGUGGCUGAGUUCGCGAAGGCCAAGGAGGCGGAACUCUCCUCCGCGGCUCGCAGUGUCGAGGCCUUGGACGCCGAAGACAAAGCGGCAUCGACGUCGCAGGAAUUCCUGCCCCAGCUGGUAGCGGUGACCAACGACUUCAGAACGAAGACGGGCGAGCUGUGCGAAAAACUGCUGAAACGAAACCUGAUGCCGGUGCUGCUGACGCCGUUUUCGAGCUCCAAGACGGAGGAGGAGAUUCGUGCGAUGCUGUAUCCUGAGUAAAAACGUCCUCACACCAGAGUCAAGAUGUUGAUGGGAAAUCUGCUAGACAAAUCAGCCUGCUUUGGUUGGUUCGCGUGACAAAUUUAUUGUCUUCGUAUUGUAUAAUUAUACCUAUACUAUAGGUAGUUCAGCAGCAUCACAGAUCUAGCACAUCAUGCUGAUUCGAGCAUCACAAAUUCCAAAAAACGACGAGGAAAUGCGUCUCACGGGGCUCCGCUUGAGAAUUUUUUUUGGCAUGCAGAUUUGCAUGACAGCUCUGGGCGGGUGGAGACGUUUUAACACAGGAUAUGCUGCUAGACACGGAGAACGGCGUCACCCGAACCAUGAUCGAAAAGGGCUACAAGCACAUGCCGAAAGUAUGACAGUGCACAACCCCCCCUCCCCCUCGUUUGUGUAGUGUAAACGGCAUUACAAGCGGCCAUCAGCAAGAAUGCCGGUUUUGCAUGACAAAUUUGCACUGGAGUGUAGUGCUAUUUGGGCUACCAGAGCUUGUCAUGCAAACAGUGCCAAGAGGUAGAGGGUGGAUUGGGUAUUUUGCAUGACAGAUGAGGGGGAGGGGGAGUUGUGCACUCUCAUAGAAAGGCAGCCGUCCGCACAAGGACACGGUGCUGGACCUGUUGGAGGACUUUGAGGCGGUCUACGAACUCUUCAAGCGUCUUAUUACAAUAAAAAAUGCCCCCACCCCCGAACUUGGGAGCAUUUGUAUUGCAAACCUUUCCAAAAGAAACAUUCGCCCUCUUGCACCUAGCAGCAUCACAGAUUUCCAAUCGUGAAUAGCAAAAAUUUGUAUUGCAAAAGAUCCCAGCAAGAGCGGCGCUUGUCAUGCAAGCGAUGCGAUAUACGACUUUACUCUGCAUCAGAAAGAUUCAUACUUCUUUCAUGCAUGACAAAAAGUUUUCAUCUGGAAACUUAGCAUGACAAAUUCUUACAACUGUGGGGGUGGGGGCAUUUUUCACUGUAAUACGUCUGCGCAAGUUCCAGGAGCGGUUUCAGGUCGCGCACGAAAAGGCCCGCGCGGCGCAAUCGCACAGGGAGGACUGGCAGCGGUAGAAUAAAGUUCUGUACUUUUUAUUUUACCCGUUCUGUUUGUUCUUGUUCCCCCUCGAAGAGAGAAAAUUAGUAGCGCAAGUAGAGCUCCUCCUGCAAGAGCGCCGGCACUUGCAUUUUUGCCUGCAAGCACACGACACGCAAGAACGGAGGUGUGUGGAAUAUUCAAUCAGAAAAUUUAAUAUUUUGACCACAAUAUCGAUGAAUCAGGCGUCAAGAAGCGAAGGUGCAAAAAAGCAAGGACCGACAUGUAUCCCGUGCAAGAAUAGAGACUCCAGGACUUCUUCCCCAGGACGCGAUUUUUGCUUGCGUACUCAUCUUCUGCAAGCACAUUCAUCAUCUACUUCCGAAACUCCUGCACUGGUAGAUUCCACAUCUGCUCAGUUUGGCGAAAUUUUCGUGCGUGACUACUACGUCGGCGACGUCCGAGAUUGAUUUUUGCAUAAAAAAGUCACGCUGAUUUUUUAGUACUACUUACACUGCCAGUUCCGUGACUGGGGAAGAACAGCCGGAGUUAAGUACUUUUCCUCUCCAGAUCCGGAGCAGCGGGAAGCGAGGAAGAAGGCUGGUGCGGUCGGCGGGACAGCCCCCGCCUCCCCCGUCUCCACGAGCCGGCCGCGAUCGCAGUCACCCCAUGACGUGGUCCUGAAGGCCCACGGGGCGAAAAAAACGGAGACGCUGAAAGGGCACACGAUAGAGCGGGUGCCCAACCAAGGCGUCACGACAACGGAGCACUACAAGGACCUACCGUUGUACGGGUUCACAUCCACGCGGGACUCCCGGACCGACCUGUUGGACUCUGGUGUGGCGUCGGGCGUCGCAUCGGGCAUGAUGUCCUCCAACAUUUUGGAGAGCGGUUUUCUAGAAGCGGACGCAGCUGUGGUUCCCACGACCGAGUUGGAAAUAAGCGGCAACGAGUUCUUGGUUGCGCGGACAGCGAAAGAGGGCGAUGGAGCAGUAGCUGCUGAAGUAGAAGAUGUUGGCGAUCCUACCCGCUGUGGAAACUAAUUUCCACACGACCCCGGAGUCAAGAUAGCAAUUUUUCUAGACAAAUCGAAGAGGGUUUUUUUGAAAAUAUCAUGUUGCGCAUGAAAAUUUUGGGAUCGUAGUGUAAAAAUGCGAUCCUCAGCUAGUUGUGCAGCCGCGACAUCACAAAUUAAUGAUCUCUUUAAUUCUAUCUAGUUCUAGUGAUUUAAAAUCACUUUAUACUUAGCGUGACAAAUUCCAGGACUCCCCUAGGAAACGCUUCCCAAGAAGAUGCAUUUGGCUGCGCAUGAGAGACAUAUUUAGUGGUGCACUGUUGUAUGACACAACCCUGGGGUCGUGGGUGCGUUUUUACACAGGAUAGAAGAGCACACAGCUUCUUCAUCCUCGCCGGCUUUUCAAACAAGCAAGACAGACGCUGUGAAUCAACCAAGCAAAGCGCUGUUGUCCGAGGGGUCGUUCCGUAACCUGCCCACGAUCCGCGCGGGAAGCGGUCGCGGUUCCGACGCGGAGCGAGCACUCCUCGCGGACCAGGAUGGGGGCACAACGUCGACCGCGCCCCUAGUCUACGAGGGCGUGCUCUCGGACGGGGAGGUAGUUAAGAAUACUACUGGAGCAUCCGGGAACGCAACGCCGAGUUUAAGCGGUUUCCUGGCCGGAUCCAGCACCAGCGGCUACAACAACGCCGCGGAUAAUUAUUUGCACGGCAACCUAUGCAUUGCAAAUAAAACAAAUCGCACUAGUACAGAUUGCAUUACAAAUUGUUCCAACUUGAAAGAUGGGGUAGGGUCGUGGUGAGAAAGAAGAUUUGUCAUGCAUAAAAAUUGCAAGAAUUGCUACGAGUGCGAUAAUAUCGCUUUUGCACAGGAUCAUGCCACGGCUACAGUGGCUAUUACGACAACAAGCCGGGCGUCGCGGUCCACUUGUCCGUGGUGUGGCGCAACACGCGGGCCGAGCGGCAGGAGCGGCGCAGGGCCGAGGAGGCGCGCAAAGCUGCCCGGCGACGGUCGCUGGACGAUCUCCUGCACGCGGCCCGCGGCCAGUACGGUGCCGGCGUGGCGACGGCUCUGGAAACCAGCUACGGCGGCGGGGCCAAUGCGACCGUGGUGCCGGACUGGUUAAAGCAGCGCCGGCAGGACGACCAGGAGGCGCGGGCGCUGAUGCGGCGCGAGCGGGAGGGCGAGACUGCUCCGCCGGCGUACCAAGUAGAACGCCCGUUGUUUUCCUACUACCAGGAACAAGAUGAUGUAGAAGGCAUGGCACCAGAGGCCUACUUCGAGCAGGACGACACCCGGUCCGUCUCGUCCUCGGCGAGAGCAGGACGGCGACCCCCCGGCCGCUCCACGUCAUCGGGGUCGUCUUCGACUUCCUCGUUUUCCGCGGCCGCGAGCGAGCGGCUCGCCCGGUGGAAGCGCCAAGGUCCGCUGAAUCUCGUCGCCGCUUUUCUGUCGCCGGGGUUUCACCGCGGGUCCAAUCCCUCGUCUUCGAAAGAACCCGAGUCGCAAAGCAACAAAGCCUCAUCCUCUUCUAUCGUAAAGAAAAAUCCCCCCUCCCCAUAUUGAAAAGGCAUGUUUCCGAAAAUUUGUGUUGCUGAUUUGAGGUUACAAAUCACAUUUAUGUUGCAAGAAGACAAGGGCAGAUGCUUCCGCCCCAUUAUGGAGGCGAUUUGUCAUGCUGUUGGGCCUAAAGCGGAGCCGUUUGCCAUGCUGAACAACUAGAGCCCAACGCCUCCACCUAGGCUGGGAAUCUGGCCGCAAUGCCUUCCAGCAAUACAAAGCUGAUUUGUCUACACAAAUCCAGCAUCAGAAAUUCCGUUUUGAUAUGGGGAGGGGGGUUUUUUCCUUUCGAUAUCUUCCUCUUCCUCGGGCAAAAUGUCCUCAUCCGUCUCGGAGGAGGAGAAGUAUCAGGACUCCCUACCGGUGAGGCAGCGGAAACAAGUAUUAAAUCUGAAUAAACAGAAGAAGCUUGUUCCGGCAGCUUCGAAAGAAGAGGGGUCCGCCGAGGAAGAGGCCUACGACUACGAUUUGACCAUGGCUGGGGGAUACGAAGAUGAUGCACGAGCUACAGCAGGCGAUGAGCAGCAAAACGACCUUCAGGGAACGCAAGACGGAACCGCUGGUGCCGCGGCUUCGUUCGCGAGCCGUUCGCCGAUGUUUCAGCAGGUAGUGCAGUACUACUCAACCGUACUCGCGUAUCCUGAGAAAAAACUGUUUUACGGUGAACCUGUGAUGCAGAAAAUAUAACACAAAACUAUUUGUCUUGCUACACAUGCAAGGCAUUGGAUUUUCCAGCGUGUUUUCCCUUGGGAAGUGCGCAUGAGAAAUUUUUAGUAGCAUGUGUAACAAACUUGUGAUGCAGAUCUUGCAAAAUCAUCACAGUGAAACAGUUUUUUCGUGGGAUAUCGCGCAAGCGCAGAAAUCCAACCGGAACCAGAAAACGUACGGAAUCAUUCUCUGCGUUGUGAUAUCAAAUGUAAAAAUGUCUGGGUCUGGAAGAAUGCAUGUUUGUCAUGCUUGUCUGGCAUGA
This is a messenger RNA of Amoebophrya sp. A120, 5018 nucleotides long. The record is from the annotation of a GenBank genome assembly. Lineage: Eukaryota; Dinophyceae; Syndiniales; Amoebophryaceae.